Molecule: messenger RNA, 297 nt
Organism: Phycomyces blakesleeanus NRRL 1555(-)
Lineage: Eukaryota; Fungi; Mucoromycota; Mucoromycetes; Mucorales; Phycomycetaceae
Exons: 4
Coding region: 1-297 (98 amino acids)
Source: RefSeq, a predicted model, not a curated record
AUGGAUACUCGAAAGAUUUGGACAUUGUCAGGCGAAGGCAAUGUUAUUGUUAUUAUCCCUAUAUUUAAGAACUUUGGUGUUAUGGCUGGGAGCUUAAGCGGUUCAUGGCGACUGGAUCGAGACGUGUAUGGCUUACCCAUGGAUGAUUUCAGAGUGCCUGGAAUUAAUAGAAAGCUCCUUGAUGGUAUUUUAACAAACGAAGCAAAAACUUUAGCAAUAAUGUUGGAAUCUUCGAGAUCCGAGGACAUCGCUUCCCAUAACAUAGAUGACACUUACAAACAGCUAAAAAGUACAUAA